AUGGAUUUCCAACAAGCACAGCAGACGCAACAACAGCAACAGUUCAAUGCCUACAAUCAAGCCUUCCAGCAACAGCAAGAUUUACCCUUUUUGAACCAAAACGGAGCAGCCAUGGCCGCCGCUCAGCCAGUCCAAGCGGGUCAACAGCAAUUGCAGCCCAAAACAUCCAUGGGCCAGCUCAAUCACAGAGCUUCCUUUAAUUCCAUCAACAGCGCAGCAGCAGCCCAAGCAGCCGCUCAGAUGCAGCAACAAGUCUCCCCCUCUGCCUACCAAUACCAGAAUCAAUCGCAAUCUCGACCACAAUCCAUUCAUACACUCAAUCACGAUGCCAUGAAUGGCGCAGCGUAUGCCCCCUCUUCACCAGGCGCAUCGUCCUUCAUGACCAUGUCUGAACGGCGCUUGUCACGAGACUCGAAUAUGGAAGGCUACGAUGAUCCACGCGCCUUGGAAUAUUUUGAGAAUGUCGGUGCUGGACGCCCCUCGCAACCACUGACUGCAAAAGACCCUGGUUCGCGCUUGUCCCAAACAUUUAAUCUACGUCGUGGCUCGACUGCUUCGAGUAUCAUGGAUCCCUUGCGGAGACCACAAAACUUGGCACCGCAGAUCUUCACACAAGCCAAUAUGUCUGCAUUGAGUGUGGAUACACGACGUGCUCAAGCAGCCAUGCAACAGGCACAACAGCAACAAGCCGUUCAACGCGGCUACCCGCACCCUCACCCAAACGCUCCUGAACCAACCGCCGGUUUCCCCUAUGCCUUUCCCGAUCCUGAUAUGGGAGAUGGCUCGAGUUCUGCUGGUAUGACACCACAGACUGCGACGUUUGGCACAUCGACGGGAAUGCUGACACCCUCGUUACAGCAUCAACAACUUUCCGCACUGAUGCAAGAUGCGAGUCCUUACUCACGCUCACCGGAACUACGCGUUAGUCAUAAAUUGGCUGAGCGGAAACGGCGAAAGGAGAUGAAGGAUUUGUUUGAUGAUUUGCGGGAUAAGUUACCACUCGAUCGAACACUCAAGACGAGUAAAUGGGAGAUUUUGAGUAAAGCUGUUGAGCAUGUCAAUUUCUUGGAGGAACAACUCAUGCUUGCUCGACGGGAAAUCGAUGAGAUGAGACGAGGUGGAUCGAGUGGGAGUGCUGGUGGUGUGAGUAACCCACCGGGUAGCAAUGGAAGUGGCACAAUGCACUCAAUGGCAAUGCAGUCUUGA
Protomyces lactucae-debilis is the source of this 1206-nucleotide messenger RNA. RefSeq lists its product as uncharacterized. Gene Ontology annotation, biological process: positive regulation of transcription by RNA polymerase II. Gene Ontology annotation, molecular function: DNA-binding transcription factor activity; protein dimerization activity. The transcript has a single exon. Lineage: Eukaryota; Fungi; Ascomycota; Taphrinomycetes; Taphrinales; Protomycetaceae. Gene Ontology annotation, cellular component: RNA polymerase II transcription regulator complex. The record is from RefSeq and is a predicted model, not a curated record. The coding region runs from base 1 to 1206 and encodes 401 amino acids.